This is a messenger RNA of Talpa occidentalis (Iberian mole), 907 nucleotides long. RefSeq names its product loricrin cornified envelope precursor protein (gene LORICRIN). The record is from RefSeq and is a predicted model, not a curated record. Bases 20 to 907 code for a protein of 295 amino acids. Gene Ontology annotation, molecular function: structural constituent of skin epidermis. The transcript is spliced from 3 exons. Lineage: Eukaryota; Metazoa; Chordata; Mammalia; Eulipotyphla; Talpidae. Gene Ontology annotation, cellular component: cornified envelope.
CACCUCUUCCCUCGACGCGAUGUCCCAGAAAAAGCAGCCCACGCCCCAGCCCCCCAUGGGCUGCGGGAAGUCCGGCGGCGGCGGCGGCGGCUGCGGCGGCUUCUCUAGCGGCGGCGGCGGCGGCUGCGGAGGCGGCGGCUCCGGCGGCGGCGGCGGCGGCGGCUGUGGCGGCGGCGGCGGCGGCGGCUCCGGGGGCUGCGGCGGCGGCGGCGGCGGCUCCGGCGGGGGCGUCAAGUACCCCGGCGGCGGCGGCGGCGGCUGCGGGGGCGGCUCCGGCGGGGGCGUCAAGUACUGCGGCGGCGGCGGCUCCUCGGGCGGCAGCGGAGGCGGCUCCGGCUGCGGCGGCGGCGGCUACUCCGGCGGCGGCGGCGGCUCCGGCUGCGGCGGCGGCUACUCCGGCGGCGGCGGCGGCUCCGGCUGCGGCGGCGGCUACUCCGGCGGCGGCGGCGGCUGCGGCGGCGGCUCCAGCCAGCAGGUCUCGUGCCAGAGCUACGGCGGCGGCGGCUCCUCCGGCGGCUGCGGCGGCGGCUCCGGCGGCUUCUCCGGGGGCUGCGGCGGCGGCUCCUCCGGCGGCUCCUCCGGCGGCGGCGGCGGCGGCUGCGGCGGGGGCGGCUCGGGCUACUCCUCCCAGCAGACCACCCAGACCUCGUGCGCUCCGAGCUACGGCGGCGGCUCCUCAGGCGGCGGCGGCGGCGGCGGCUCCGGUUGUGGCGGCGGCUCCGGGGGCGGCUCCGGCUGUGGCGGCGGCUCCGGGGGCGGCUCCGGCUGUGGCGGCGGCUCCGGGGGCGGCUCCGGCUGUGGCGGCGGCUCCGGCGGCGGCUCCGGGGGCGGCUCCGGGGGCGGCAAGGGCGUCCCGCUCUGCCACCAGACCCAGCAGAAGCAGGCGCCCUCCUGGCCCUGCAAGUAA